AAUUCUCCUCUCAAUUCUUGAUACCAUGCAGUUGGUGAACCCAUUUUAAUUAAAAUGAGGGCAUUAAUAGUUUAGGCCGGGGGCUUGGUUGGGCCCUGGGGUGUUAAGUCUUGACUCUUGAGCGAUGUAUGAUGGCAUGUCAAUCUUGUCAGCCAAGUAAAAGAUUCUGCCUUCGGAUGAUCAAUUCAUUAUUUUUUCGCUGCCCACGUUAAAGUUUGACUUUGUCGUUCUUUAUUCACAAUUAGCCCAAAACUUGUAAAGCUGUUGUCCAGAUUGCUACCACUUACUUGCCAAACGGAUCCCUAAUGCAUAUAGAAGUUACCCCCUUCUAAAGGCCAAAUAUCUAAUUUGCCGCUGCUCCUCAACCAUGGCCCUGAGGAGACUAUCUCUUCACCCUUGUUUGAAAUUCUACUAGUAAAUCGCAACAUCCCUUCUAUGGCUGCUUCAUUCGUGGUUCGUUCGUUUAGCUCCAACAUUCCCGUGUCUGAUCCUGAUGAAGAACUCUGCUCUGUCAACACCUAUGGGGGCUCAAUGAACUGCACUGUUGAAUUCAACAUUGGCCAUGGCGCAUCUGAUCAAACAGUGGAGCAUCCAUGGCAACUAGAAGGACCAAAAGGAACGUACCAAGCCAAGAAAGUUGAGGAAGGAUUGUUCGUGAGGGUUGACAUGGCGGGGAUCAAAGGGUAUUAUGCAAAGAACAACCAGUUUCAAAACAGUGGGCCAAAAGGGUUCAUUGAGUUCAAGGUACUGGAGAACCAAGAUUUGUACGUGAGGGUUGAUUUGCCUGGGGUUGCAAGCAAUGGUGUUUCAUGCUUUACUGAUCCUCAGAAGAAGGUAGUCUUCUUUAGUGGAGAAGCACCAAAAGACAGCGAGCAUGAGCAAGGUAGCCGUACCUAUUUUGGCAUCACGGGUCUUAUUUGCAAUUGCUGUGAGAUCUCUAGGAUUAAUGCUACAAUGAAAGAUGGUGUGCUCAGAAUGGUUCUUUCAAAGGUUAAGAAGACCCAGGGGGAUGCCGCAUGUUCUGCUGAGAGACCAAGCGUACCUUCAACUAUACUUCAAGAAGCUGCAUCUCGAUCUGCAGCUGGACCCCAAGGUGGAACAGGCCCGGUGAUAGAGCUAAACCCUUUUGUUGUGCGAGGACACAGAGGCGCCUUUGAAGGCAAGGCGAGCAAGAAGGGUGGUUUAUUUGCGAGGGUGGACAUGCCAGGGGUUUCCCCGGAAGAUGCUAAUGCUUUUUUCAAGGAUGGUGAGAUCCGCUUCAUAGGCACUGGCUACAAGGUUUCCGAGCACGACGAGAGUGGUCGAACCUACCUUGGCAGCAUCGUUCCCGUCCUCCCCACCAAGAGGAUUAUGCCUUCCAAACUCGACUACACUAUGAAGGAUGGAGUUCUCCGCAUUAUCAUCCCACCAAUUUAAUCUACUUUUCAGAAUUAAUUUCUGGCCUUUAGAUAGCAUAUGGUAACCUUUUUGACUACCUUAUAAUUAGGUUCAAUCUCUUUUCUGGAAUUUACUUAAAAUUCUAUGGUUUUUGCAUUAAAUUUGAACUUGAACACAGAAUUUAAUUUUCUAUUGCUUUUUGUGAUGUGGGACAUAUUUCACAUUUGAUGAUCA
This is a messenger RNA of Theobroma cacao (cacao), 1611 nucleotides long. The record is from RefSeq and is a predicted model, not a curated record. NCBI's taxonomy places the organism in Eukaryota, Viridiplantae, Streptophyta, Magnoliopsida, Malvales, Malvaceae.